This is a messenger RNA of Neohortaea acidophila, 918 nucleotides long. Its product is annotated as 3-oxo-5-alpha-steroid 4-dehydrogenase-domain-containing protein. The coding region runs from base 1 to 918 and encodes 305 amino acids. Lineage: Eukaryota; Fungi; Ascomycota; Dothideomycetes; Mycosphaerellales; Teratosphaeriaceae. Gene Ontology annotation, biological process: very long-chain fatty acid biosynthetic process. The record is from RefSeq and is a predicted model, not a curated record. Gene Ontology annotation, molecular function: oxidoreductase activity, acting on the CH-CH group of donors. The transcript is spliced from 2 exons.
AUGCAACUACAAACUAAAUCAAUCUAUGUCCACAUAGGCAAAAAGAUCCCCAAACUCCCGGCGGAUGCCAGCGUCUACCUCCAAGGCAGCGGCAGCAUCCUAUAUCAGCAGAUUGCCUCCAAAUCUGGCUUCCCCGUGCACCGCCUGCGCAUUACCAAGGCCGACGAUGGCAAGCUGGUGCCCAAUGAUGUCAGGGUGUCCAUUGACAGUACAGGCCUCAGGGCUGGAGAUGUGAUUCAAGUGAAGGAUCUGGGCCCGCAAAUUGCCUGGCGAACGGUAUUCAUCAUCGAAUACGGCGGCCCGCUACUGAUCCAUCCGCUCUUCUACCUCCUCCGACCCUACAUCUACUCCCACGCCCCCGCGCAGCCCUCCACCCUGCAAACCCUGUCGUGCGUGCUCAUCACCCUCCACUUCCUCAAACGCGAGCUGGAAACCAUGUUCGUGCAUCGCUUCAGCAACGCGACCAUGCCGGCGAGCAACAUUUUCAAAAACUCCGCACACUACUGGAUAUUGUCGGGGCUGCUCAUCGCGUACUUCACCUAUUCGCCCACGUCGAUUACGGCCGGGCCGAGCAAUCCGGCAAUUACAUAUCCCGCCCUCGCGUUGUACGCCAUUGGCGAGCUGGGCAACCUCAAUGCCCACCUGGUGCUGCGAUCGCUACGCUCUCCCGGGGGCACGGAAAGAGGCGUGCCGAAGGGGCUGGGGUUCGACUGGGUAACAUGUCCGAAUUACUUGUUUGAGACUCUGGCGUGGCUGUCCAUCCUGUUGGUCAACCAGUCGUGGACAACGGCGGUGUUCAUUGUCGUGGCGGUUGGGCAGAUGGCGAUUUGGGCGAAGAAGAAGGAGAGCCGGUAUCGCAAAGAGCUUGGGACGAAGUACAAGAAGAAGCGGUUCGCCAUGCUCCCUGGGGUGUGGUGA